This is a messenger RNA of Thalassophryne amazonica, 1275 nucleotides long. It is a transcript of the gene mstnb, whose product is annotated as myostatin b. The record is from RefSeq and is a predicted model, not a curated record. Gene Ontology annotation, molecular function: growth factor activity; cytokine activity. The transcript has 3 exons. NCBI's taxonomy places the organism in Eukaryota, Metazoa, Chordata, Actinopteri, Batrachoidiformes, Batrachoididae. Gene Ontology annotation, biological process: SMAD protein signal transduction. Bases 8 to 1252 code for a protein of 414 amino acids. Gene Ontology annotation, cellular component: extracellular region.
CGCGCGAAUGACGUAUGAUGGCUGUCAGUGUGGGACAUUAAUCCAAACUCAGCUCAGUGUCGCAUCAGGUCCAACACACACCGAGGAACUUUGUAGUGACAGAACCAACACUUUCGACAUGCAGUUCUCUCAGAUUCUGCUGUAUCUUGGCUUAUUGGCGGCUUUGGGUCCAGUGGGUUUGAGUGAGCAGGAGACGCGCCAGCAGCCGUCAGCCUCCAUCCCAGAAGACACGGAGCAGCAGUGCGCCACCUGCGACGUCCGGCAGCACAUUAAAACCAUGCGGCUAAACGCCAUCAAAUACCACAUUUUAAGCAAACUGCGAAUGAAGGAAGCACCUAACAUCAGCCGAGACACCGUGAAGCAGCUCCUGCCGAAAGCGCCGCCGCUGCAGCAGCUCCUCGACCAGUACGACAUGCUCGGAGACGACAAUAAGGACGCGAUCUUGGAGGACGACGACGAGCACGCAACCACUGAGACGAUCAUGAUGAUGGCCACUGACCCUGGAUCCAUCGUCCAAGUGGAUGGGGCUCCGAAGUGCUGCUUGUUCUCUUUCAGCCAAAAACUUCAGCCAAACCGCAUUGUCCGCGCUCAGCUCUGGGUCCAUCUGCGUCCAGCGGACGAGGCCACCACCGUGUUUCUGCAGAUCUCCCGUCUGAUGCCGGUCACAGACGGGAACAGGCGCAUCCGGAUCCGUUCCCUGAAGAUCGACGUGAAUGCCGGCGUCAGCUCUUGGCAGAGUAUAGACGUCAAACAAGUGCUGUCUGUGUGGCUGCGGCAGCCGGAGACCAACUGGGGAAUCGCGAUCAACGCUUACGAUUCGAGGGGGAAAGACUUGGCCGUGACCACUGGGGAGUUUGGAGACGAAGGACUGCAACCAUUCUUAGAGGUGAAACUCUCAGACAACCCCAAACGCACCAGGAGAGACGCGGGCCUGGACUGUGACGAGAACUCUCCAGAGACCCGAUGCUGCCGCUAUCCACUGACAGUGGACUUUGAAGACUUUGGCUGGGACUGGAUUAUUGCCCCCAAGCGCUACAAGGCCAACUAUUGCUCCGGGGAGUGUGAGUACAUGCACUUGCAAAAGUACCCCCACACUCACCUGGUGAACAAGGCAAACCCUAAAGGGACAGCAGGCCCUUGCUGUACCCCCAACAAGAUGUCAUCCAUCAACAUGCUCUACUUUAACCACAAUGAGAAGAUAAUCUACGGCAAGAUCCCUUCCAUGGUGGUGGACCGUUGUGGAUGUUCUUGAGUCAGGACAGAUGCUUUGGCAAG